AUGUCCGCACCAGGAAAGCAGUACAAGACUAUCGGCGAGGAUGUGUGGAAGCGCGCCGACAAGGUCAACGCCGAGCUCUUCUCGCUCACGUACGGCGCCCUCGUCGUCCAGCUCAUCAAGGACUACGAAGACUACGGCGAGGUGAACAAGCAGCUCGAGAAGAUGUACGCCCGCGUCCGCGCUCCCUCCGUCUCUACCUUUCUCCCACUAACCAGUCGCAGGGGAUACAACAUGGGCACGCGCCUCGUCGAGGACUUCCUCGCGCGCACAGGACUGCAGCGGUGCAACACGUUCGCCGAGACGGCCGAGGUCGUCGCCAAAGUGGCCUUCCGCGCCUUCCUCAACAUUGCCCCGACCGUCUCGUUCCCCCCGCCCGCACCGUCUGCGGCGGGCGUGGGCGCCGGCGCGGGUGCCGCCGCUGUCCCCGUCCCGGCCACGGCGACCGAGUUUGUGCUCACGUUCGAGGAGAACCCCCUGGCCGAGUUUGCAGAGCUGCCGCGCGACGCACGGGAGGGCGGCCUGUGGUUCUCGAAUGUGUAUGCCGGUGUGGUGCGGGGUGCGCUCGAGAUGAUCCAGAUGCAGGUCGAGACGCGGUUCCUGUCCGACACGCUGCGCGGCGACGACUCGACAGAGCUCUGGGUCCGGCUGGUCCGAAUCCUCGACGAGGAGCAGCCUGAGAACGACGAGUAG
Apiotrichum porosum is the source of this 690-nucleotide messenger RNA. RefSeq names its product transport protein particle 22 kDa subunit (gene BET3). Bases 1 to 690 code for a protein of 229 amino acids. Gene Ontology annotation, biological process: intra-Golgi vesicle-mediated transport; endoplasmic reticulum to Golgi vesicle-mediated transport. The transcript has 5 exons. The record is from RefSeq and is a predicted model, not a curated record. Gene Ontology annotation, cellular component: TRAPP complex; cytosol; cis-Golgi network membrane. Lineage: Eukaryota; Fungi; Basidiomycota; Tremellomycetes; Trichosporonales; Trichosporonaceae.